Molecule: messenger RNA, 2278 nt
Organism: Scatophagus argus
Lineage: Eukaryota; Metazoa; Chordata; Actinopteri; Scatophagidae
Gene: l2hgdh
Product: L-2-hydroxyglutarate dehydrogenase
Exons: 10
Coding region: 51-1394 (447 amino acids)
Molecular function (GO): (S)-2-hydroxyglutarate dehydrogenase activity; (S)-2-hydroxy-acid oxidase activity
Source: RefSeq, a predicted model, not a curated record
CUUUCUGACGAUGAAGACAGUUCUGUGAGGAGCCGAGAAAGACUGUGACGAUGAUCCGGACACUGAGCACUGCGACGUUCAAGGCUGUCGGGGCAGCGCAGCCCAAACUGCUGAAGGACGUUACGACCAGACAGCUGCACAGCACAUACGACGUGGCCGUGGUGGGAGGCGGCAUCGUGGGCCUGGCCACAGCCAGAGAGCUCAUUUUGCGACACCCGUCACUCAACUUCAUUCUGCUGGAGAAAGAAAAGGAGCUCGCGGUGCACCAGAGUGGACACAACAGUGGAGUCAUUCACAGCGGGAUCUACUACACGCCGGGCUCGCUGAAGGCCCGUCUGUGUGUGCGAGGAGCCACUUUAGCCUACGAGUACUGCGAAAAGAAAGGCCUGCCCUACAAGAGAUGUGGAAAGCUUAUUGUGGCCGUGGAGCAGGAAGAGAUACCCAGACUAAAAGCUCUGUAUGAGCGCGGCAUGAAGAACAAUGUGCGUGACCUCAGCAUUGUGGACGCCAAGGGAAUCCGAGAGCGCGAGCCGUACUGCAGGGGCAUAAUGGCCUUGGAUUCGCCCUACACCGGCAUUGUGGACUGGAGGAUGGUGGCUCUCAGGUACGGCAAAGACUUUGAGGAGGCAGGCGGCACGGUGGUAACUGAAUCUGAGGUCAAUGACAUUUCCAUGGCGAAGGAGAGCUCGGCUGGGAGCACUGAGGGGAUGAAAUAUCCAAUCGCAGUCAGAGACAAAAAGGGUAACGAGGUGCGAUGUCGUUACGUCCUGACCUGUGGAGGCCUCUACUCGGACCGCCUGUCGCAGAUCUCUGGAUGCAGCCGGGAGCCACGGAUCGUCCCCUUCAGAGGAGAUUAUUUAGUCCUGAAGCCAGAGAAACACUAUCUGGUCAAAGGGAAUAUCUACCCUGUUCCUGACCCUCGUUUCCCCUUCCUUGGAGUCCACUUCACCCCGCGGAUGGAUGGCAGCAUUUGGCUCGGCCCCAACGCAGUCCUCGCCUUCAAAAGGGAGGGCUACAAACUGUAUGAUUUCAAUGCCAAAGACUUUGUCGAUGCGCUCUCCUUCAGGGGCCUUCAGAGGCUGGUAAUGAGGAACAUAUUGUACGGGUUUGGAGAAUUGUACAGGGGGAUUUUCAUUGGUGCGCAGGUUAAACUCCUGCAGAAGUACAUCCCUGAAAUCUCGCCAAGCGACGUGCUCAGGGGCCCUUCAGGAGUUCGGGCUCAGGCUCUGGAUCGAGGCGGAAACCUUGUGGAUGACUUUGUGUUCGACGGCGGGGUCGGGGAAGUGGGCGGUCGGGUGCUUCAUGUGCGCAACGCUCCCUCGCCUGCCGCCACCUCCUCCCUCGCCAUCGCGGAGAUGAUCGCAGACGAGGUGGAGAGUCGAUUCACUCUGUAGAGCAACGCGGGGCUCGCAGGAGAUGAAAGAGAAAACCCAAAGAGUCCAGCCAAGUGAAACUACAACGUCGUGUCAAGCUGUCACUACCUCAGCAUCAUUUUCACCAGAAGGACUUUCUUAUUACAGGUCAAGCCUUAAUUUGGGUGGAGAAAAUAUCUUCUCAGUUAUAUUUUUUGUUUUUACUUGAAAAGUGCUGUUUCGGGUUGCUUGAUAUUUUUACUACAUUUCAAGUAAAAAUUCAUUUUGCAGCACAACAGUCCUGUCUAAAAAGAAAGAUAAUCAUGUCUUGGUGAAAAUUUUAAGCUCAGUUUCAGUAAUAUUAAUACUGGAAAAAAUAUUGAAAUAUGCUAACAUACUGUUUAUUAUGUGGCAGUAAAUUUUGGGGAGAUUAAACAUUUUAAAUGAAGGUUUUUAUAAGUAUAAUUCUGGCACAGAAUUCUUUCUGUUACUUUUGCAUGCAUUGUGUGGUUUUUGUUCAGCCACUGACUGCAUGACAGCAGUUUGUCUUUGUCAUUUGAACUGAGUAAAGCCAAAAAUGAAAUUCUUCUCCAUUAAAUGUAAAAAGAGAUGAUCCCUGGUUUGGCAAUAUAAUGUAUACUUACAGCCACAGAAUGUAGUUUAUGAAGAAAGACAAGUUGGACUUAAUUUCACAACAUUUGAUAUCAUUCAUUUCAUAUUAAUAUUCAAGUCUCAUAUCAUGUUAACUGAGAGCUCUUGGACAUUUUAUAAGUUGUGUGUGUGUUUGGGUAGUAAUUUCAUAUAAUAUAAUAUAAUUUGUUCUGUGUUACAUCUUCAAAGGCUUCACAUGUUCUUAAAUCUGUUUAGAUUUACUGACAAAUGAAUGUCAAAGUAUUUGUAUCAUAAAUACAUAUUUUUGAAUAUCA